Messenger RNA from Vicia faba (fava bean), 915 nucleotides. The record is from the annotation of a GenBank genome assembly. Lineage: Eukaryota; Viridiplantae; Streptophyta; Magnoliopsida; Fabales; Fabaceae.
AUGGGUUUGAAAAGCUCUUCUCUUCUCUGCUUGGCUAUUCUCCUUGCAGUUUCAUCUUCCAUUCAUGCAUUGGAUAUUGCAAAAUUGUUAGCCAAAAGUCCUGAAUUUGCCGCAUUCACUAAAGCCCUAACCGAAACCAAGCUUAUUGAUCAAAUAAACUCUCGCAACAGCAUCACCAUCCUCGCCCUCAAUGAUGGCGCUAUGGGUGGAUUAUCUGGAAAGUCCCCAGCGGCUAUCAAGGCCAUUCUUAGCACUCAUGUGGUUCUUGACUUUUUCGAUGAGAAGAAGCUCAUGGAAGCUCAAGGAAGUGGUCAACUCUUGACCACCCUUUAUCAAGCCUCAGGCUUCGCCCAAGACCAACAAGGGUUUGUUAAGGUUGCCCUCAUCGGUGAGGGCGAGAUUGCCUUUGGCUCCGCUGUUAAGGAUUCUCCCGUCGAUGUUGAGCUCGUGAAAACUGUUGUCUCCCAGCCUUAUAACAUUUCGAUACUCCAAGUCGCCAAACCUAUCACAUUUGCAGGAGUUGAUUCACAAAUCCCAGCUGAUAACGCAAAAGCCCCAGCAGGAAGUGCUACUGCUAAGGCUCCCGUGGCAUCAGCCAAUGCUCCUAUGCCGACCAAGGUAGCUGGAGCUAAAGCACCAGCUUCCCAAGCACCGCUGGCUGAUGCUCCCACAACUGGAGCUGAAACUCCUACUUCAGAGGAAGUGAUUGCUCCUACUCCUUCUGAUGCAACACUUGCUGAAUCCCCAACUGAAGGCCCAAUUUCCGCCGACGCAUCAAGCCCAUCUUUGGCUCCUGGUCCUGCAGCUGGUGAGGCUGCCGCAGAUGCUGAAGCUCCCGCCAACAGCUCUUCCAAAACUGUGGUAGGUUUGGUUGGAGCAUUGAUGUGCUUCGCUUCUAUGAUGGUUGUUAUGUAG